CAAGAAGAACAGGAUUAUAGUGUUAACAUACUUAUAUAAUAACCUCCCAAAGGAAGAGCAAGUUUGCCAGAGAUUUUGCCAAAAGCAAAGAAACACUAGAAGAAAGUGAUCAUCAAAAUGGGCAUGGCUUCCUUCGAUGUCUCCACGAGUACUCUUGUGGUCUUUACGUUGUUCUGCAUGAGCAGAGAGGCUGCCGGAAUUCAGUAUUUACACCAUAUCUGUUCAAACAUUACUACCCUUACUUUCACUCCCAACAGCACCUAUCAAUCCAAUCUCUAUAAACUCCUUUCCUCCCUUUCCUCCAACGCCGGAUGUGAAGAUGGUUUCUAUAACACCACCGUAGGACAAAACGCUUCCGACACUGUCUACGGCCUCUUCCUCUGCCGUGGCGACCUUUCCACCCAAGAAUGCCAAGACUGCGUGGACACUGCAACCCAAGAUGUGAUUAAUCGAUACUGCCCGAUAGAAAAAGAGACCGUGAUCUGGUACGAGGAGUGCAUGAUACGUUACUCAGACCAAUCUUUCUUCUCCACCAUGGACACGGUGCUUAAAUUUUACGUUUCUAGUCAUAAAAUUAUUUCUGAUCCAGAUCGGUUUAACCAGUUAUUGAGGCUGACAAUGAACGAGUCGGUAAGCCAGGUUGCAAAUGUUAGCACCGGUGCAAAAAAGUUCGCAACUAAAGAAGCUAAUUUUAUGGGGUCUGAAAUACUCUACACCCUCGAGCAGUGCACGCCAGACAUAUCCAGCUCUGAUUGCAGUAUAUGUAUACGGGAUGCAAUAUCGGUACUGCCAGAAUGUUGUGAUGGAUUCCAAGGGGGAAGAAUUCUAAUUCCUAGCUGUAGAAUCAGGUAUGAAAUUUACCCGUUUUACCGAAUGCUUAAUACAGCGACACCACCGCCUAUGCCAGCAAAUCUUCCUCCUCCGCCUUCACGUUCGUCACAGGGUUCAGGAAAACACAAAAACUCAUCUCGAAUAAUCAUCGCCGCUCUCGUUCCUGCGGCGGUGGUGUUAUUGAUCGGGGGCUUCUACUUCCUAAGGAGAGCGAGAAAUUUUUUACGGUCUCGAAUGGCUGCGAAUGCUGUUGCAACAGAAGAGAAACUUGUAGAGUCCUUGCAAUUUGAUUUGGUUACCAUUGAAGCUGCCACAAAAAAUUUCUCGAAGAAUAACAAGAUAGGUGUAGGUGGAUUUGGUGAGGUUUACAAGGGCAUGCUUCUAAAUGGACAAGAAAUUGCUGUGAAGAGACUAUCGCAAAACUCUGAUCAAGGUAUAGAAGCAUUUAAGACUGAGGUUGUUCUAGUUGCCAAGCUUCAACAUCGAAACCUCGUGAGACUAUUGGGAUUUUGCUAUGAAGGAAAUGAAAAGAUACUCAUUUACGAAUUUGUGGCCAACAAAAGUCUUGACUUCUUUCUAUACGAUCAUGAAAAACAAAGACUAUUGGAUUGGACGACGCGGUACAAAAUUAUCAAAGGAAUUGCUCGAGGGAUACUUUAUCUUCAUGAAGAUUCUCAUUUUAAAAUCAUACAUCGUGAUCUUAAAGCUAGUAACAUAUUGUUAGAUAAGAAUAUGAAUCCAAAGAUUUCAGACUUUGGCAUAUCAAAGACCUUUGAUGUUGGCCAAACUCAAGGAAACACGAGUAGAGUCGUUGGAACAUAUGGUUACAUGGCUCCAGAAUAUGCAAUAUAUGGACGAUUCUCUGUGAAAUCCGAUGUGUACAGUUUUGGUGUCCUAGUCCUAGAGAUUAUAAGUGGUAGGACGAACAAUUCUUUUUCUCAAACAGAUAAUGCUGCAGAUCUCAGAAGCUAUGCGUGGAAGCAAUGGAUUGAUGGAACACCAUUGGAGUUGUUGGAUCAAAGUUUGAGAGAUUCUUACUCAAGUGAUGAAGUUAUCAGAUGCAUCCAUAUUGGCUUAUUAUGCGUUCCAGAAGAUCCAACCGACAGACCCUCAAUGGCAUCAAUACAUCUCAUGCUAAACAAUAACAAAGUUUCUCUCCCACCACCUCAAGAGCCAGCUUUUGCCCUUCAUAGAAGAACAGAGCCAAAAUGAAGAAGAGUGAUGAAACUCACCGAAAUUUUUUAAAUAAGACCUUAUAAUAAAUUAUUUAGUUGGAACGUUAACGUACAUUCGUACAAAUUCAUUACUGAGCCUAUAAAAUAUUUUAAGUCAUUGGGUUUUGAAUAUGAUUCAAAUUGCUGUAAUUAAUUACGUGGAUUUGAUAAAUUGAUAUAGUUGACUUUCCCUUUUUAAAUUGUUGAAAUCCCAUUGUAAAUAUGAACUC
Molecule: messenger RNA, 2275 nt
Organism: Alnus glutinosa
Lineage: Eukaryota; Viridiplantae; Streptophyta; Magnoliopsida; Fagales; Betulaceae
Product: cysteine-rich receptor-like protein kinase 25
Exons: 7
Coding region: 118-2043 (641 amino acids)
Biological process (GO): protein phosphorylation
Molecular function (GO): ATP binding; protein kinase activity
Source: RefSeq, a predicted model, not a curated record